GCCUCCUCCGGAGAUGAAACACCACCACCGAGGUCACCAGAUGACCCUUCGCACGUCGAUGAACCGGAGGUCGAAGAAGGAGGAAGGGAGCUUCCCAUUCGUUGCCCUGCGUGCGAGGGCGGGGCUGAAGUGCUCUGCAACUGCACCGUUUGCAAGCGAACGCAACCACCCGCUUAUCUUCAGGUCCUUGGUGGUUCUGAGGGCGACGCUGAGGGUUCUGAGACUGAGGGAACGAUACUCGAGCCAGAGGAAGAUUUGAGCGUUAUGGGACUGUCCACGUUGGAACCGUCUGCUCGGAGCAUGAGGUUGAUGAGCGACUAUGGUACCGAUGCUGAAGAGGACGCCGAGAAACUUCGGCAUGAAAUGGUGCGAGGAGCUAGGGUUACAUUCGUCGAUGUUGAUGACCAGUCCACCGAAUCAGAUUCCGAGAGCGCCAUUUGCGACUAUUUGGAUCACUCCGUGCACUCCAUGACGAGAGCGUCUACGGUUGCCUCCAACCGAUGCACCGUCGGAGACAAUCCGCACUUGUCCAUCCUCACUGAAGCCGAUGCCGACGUUCAGAACCACGGGCGCUCGCGCUCAAACUCUCCAGUGCCACAGCAGCACGAAGAAACAUCCAGCCUUCGUAGCAGCACCCCUGAUAGCGUCGGUGUCAGUGCCUCCGUCGCCCCUCAAGGAUGUGACGAGGACGCAGAUCAGCUGUCCUCGCCCACUCCGUCCGAGUGCGGCAGCGUCCGGGACCUCAUUAAUCUCGGUGGCGACGGCGACACCCGUUCGGAGUCCCCAGAUGCAGCUGCAGAUGGUGGCGGUGGCGUCCGACCUCACUCCCCGGACGGGCAAGAUGAAUCGGUGUCGGCGCUUGCAGUUGUAGAUGGGAACGCGGUUUCAGGCGCAAACCCCCUGAGGCCCGGCCUGGAUCCGGGCCCGGUCCCGCCGCCCCGCUGGAUGUCCGCUUCGCCCGCUCCGGACUCGCCCUGCUCGACAAGCUCAUUCGACAUCCUCUCGCGGUCGAGCUCCCCGUCGUCCCCGUUCUCGUCAUCCUCCGUUGUGCUCAUCACAGCCGAGUCGCUUCCGCUCUUCGCGCGCGAGAACCGGCCCUACCUCGUCGCUUCAAGCGGCCCCGAGGGUCCGCGCUCCGAGUCCUCGACGCCGCUCCUGCUCUCGCCCGUCGCGUCGAGCAUCGACAUGCCGCCGUCUCACCUCGCUUUCGACCGGCCCCUCAUGCGGCCGCCCGGCGUGGUGGAUGACCGCACGGAGGAAUGCUCCGUCUCCCAGUGCGCAUGCGAGUCCGAGUCUGUGUCUGUGGCCGAGACCGCACCGCCAGCUGCUGGCUCCAGACUCAGCGUGCACUGUCGGAUGUGCGGACGUGACCCCUGCGAAGAGGUUACCGCGACUAUGUGCGGGCACUUGUUCUGCAAGCAGUGCAUCACGGAGGAGGUCAUUGCGCACUCGGCAUGUCCUGUGUGCAAGCAUGCGGUUCUCCUGUAUUGCCUCUUUCCGAUCGACCUCGCCAUUUGAUCGGCACGACGGAGAACUGAACAUUACUACCCCAUAGACUUGACGUUCUCUCUGACGCUUGCUCAUUCUUCUUUCUCAUUCGCUGUACACUUCGCUGUCCAAUCACUGCCGCUUUCUUGGAUCACACUCACGACAUCACCCACGAGCUUCAAAGUUAACUUCAUCACUGUAUCACCAUCUCUGUCGAUCGAUCAUGCCUCCGCACAUACAUACAUAACUACAUCAUCAUGUUUCUGAUCUGUCGUCAUCUCGCGUAUAUCUCUGUGUACAACAACGUAUAUAAUUUGCUAUCGAC
Molecule: messenger RNA, 1813 nt
Organism: Coniophora puteana RWD-64-598 SS2
Lineage: Eukaryota; Fungi; Basidiomycota; Agaricomycetes; Boletales; Coniophoraceae
Exons: 6
Coding region: 265-1518 (417 amino acids)
Molecular function (GO): metal ion binding
Source: RefSeq, a predicted model, not a curated record